AGUGGUGUUGCUGGUGCAGGGAUAUCCACGCCUCUACGAUUUUCUCGCCAGGUGUAACCGGCGUUGUGCGCCCAUUUGCACGCCGAUUUGUUUCUCUCGUAUGUGCAGACCGGACGGGGCUGACGUCAGUGUCCAGCUUCGGCCGCCACGCCUUACGUUUUGCUGUCAGUGGAGUCUUCCGCUUUGGACGCUCCAGCCCGGACACUGCCGUCUACUCACGCAGAGGUCUGAUGAUGCCAGGGUCGGGAAAGGCUAGGAAUCCCUGCGGGGUGUGUGUACGACCGUCCACCCCUGAUCCAUUAGACGAAGCAGGACGCCCAGCAGCAGAAGGAAGUGACAUGGGAGCAGCCGGCGGUCCUGGGGCCGGAGACGCGGAGAUCGUCAAGUCGCCGAGCGAUCCUAAGCAGUACAGGUACAUUGAGCUGGACAAUGGUCUGAAAGCACUGCUGAUUUCAGAUAUGAGCACCUUGGAUGGCCAACCAGCCAGCUCUGGGGAUGAUGGAGACUCUGAGGAGGAAGGUAGCGAUAGUGAAGAGGAAGAUAGUGAAGGAGACUCUGGAGAGGGCACCGAAGAGGAGUCUGAGGAAGAGCAGGAGGAGCGAGACAGCGAUUUUGAAGAUCUGGAUGAUGACUCCAGUGCCACGAAGAAGAAGAGCGGCUGUGCAGAAAAGCAGUCUGCAGCCGCCCUGUGCAUUGGUGUUGGAAGCUUCAGUGACCCCGAUGACUUGCCCGGAUUGGCGCAUUUCCUGGAGCAUAUGGUAUUCAUGGGUAGUGAGAAGUACCCGGCAGAGAAUGGCUUUGACGCCUUCUUGAAGAAGCAUGGUGGCAGUGACAACGCUUCCACAGACUGUGAGAGGACUAUCUUUCAGUUUGAUGUGCAGAGGAAAUACUUCAAGGAAGCCUUGGACAGGUGGGCUCAAUUUUUUAUCUGUCCACUUAUGAUCAAGGAUGCAGUGGAUCGGGAGGUGGAGGCUGUAGAUAGUGAGUACCAACUUGCGCGACCAUCUGAUUCUCACAGGAAGGAGAUGCUUUUCGGAAGCCUUGCCAAAGCUGGGCACCCAAUGGGAAAGUUUUACUGGGGUAAUGCUGACACUCUGAAACUGCAGCCUCGAGAGAAGAACAUUGAUACUUACAGUUGCCUGCGGGAUUUUUGGAAGAGACACUACUCCGCUCAUUACAUGACGCUGGCAGUGCAGUCCAAAGAAAACCUGGAUACCCUAGAGCUCUGGGUCAGAGAGAUCUUCAGCAAGAUACCCAACAAUGGGUUACCCAAACCAGACUUUUCUCAUCUGUUGGAUCCUUUUGACACCCCACUAUUUAACAAGCUCUACAGAGUUGUGCCUGUUCGGAAGAUUCACUCGCUCACCAUCUCCUGGGCUCUACCCCCACAGCAGCAACAUUACAGGGUAAAGCCUCUGCACUACAUCUCCUGGUUGAUCGGCCAUGAGGGCACUGGAAGCAUCCUGUCUGUGCUGCGGAAAAAAUGCUGGGCUGUCGCACUUUAUGGAGGGAACAGUGAAACGGGCUUUGAUCAGAAUGACACCUAUUCUGUUUUUGACAUUUCCGUUACAUUGACCAAUGAGGGAUACCAGAACUUCUACCAUGUGGCUGACCUGGUGUUCCAGUACCUCAGGAUGCUUCAGAAAUUGGGCCCACAGCAGAGGAUAUAUGAGGAAAUUCAGAAGAUUGAGAGCAAUGAAUUCCGCUAUCAGGAGCAGACAGACCCCAUUGACUACGUAGAGAACCUCUGUGAGAACAUGCAGCUCUUCCCCAAAGCGGACUUUCUAACUGGAGACCAGCUGAUGUUCGAGUACAGGCCGAAGGUGAUCUCCGCAGCUCUUAACCUCCUUGUGCCCAGCAAAGCCAGCUUCCUGCUGCUGUCCCCCAAUCACCAGGGGCACUGCGACCGGACAGAACGCUGGUUUGGCACUCAGUAUAGCGAGGAAGAAAUUGAGGAGCCCUGGAGAGAGCGGUGGGCGGGUGACUUUGACUUGAACCCUGAACUGCACCUCCCUGCAAAGAAUAAAUUUAUUGCCACUGACUUCAACUUGAAGACCCCCGACUGCCCGGACACGGAGUAUCCUGUGAAAAUCGCCAGCAGUGAUAAAGGCUGCCUGUGGUACAGGAAGGACAAGAAGUUCAAAAUCCCACGAGCUUACGUUCGCUUCCACCUCAUCUCUCCGCUCAUCCAGCAGUCGCCAGAGAAGUAAGUGAGUAGCCUUGACAGGCAGCGUCUUCUGAGGGCCUGGCCUGUGAUGUGAUGGAGCUGUU
This is a messenger RNA of Polypterus senegalus (gray bichir), 2271 nucleotides long. It is a transcript of the gene nrd1a, whose product is annotated as nardilysin a (N-arginine dibasic convertase). The transcript has 19 exons. Gene Ontology annotation, molecular function: metalloendopeptidase activity; metal ion binding. Gene Ontology annotation, biological process: proteolysis. The record is from RefSeq and is a predicted model, not a curated record. Bases 231 to 2210 code for a protein of 659 amino acids. NCBI's taxonomy places the organism in Eukaryota, Metazoa, Chordata, Cladistia, Polypteriformes, Polypteridae.